AUGCCAUUUGUAUUUAAUCUAUCUGAAUUCAAUAUUGCUAAAUUCCUUUACUAUUAUAAAACCCCUACUCAACCUACUAUUGUCUGCUAUUAUUGUCAAAAAUUUCAUACUCUCUUUAUUUCUAGCAAUAUCAACAUUCUACCUAGACAAGCAACCCCUUCUCCUUCUUCCCAAAAAUCUACAUAUAUGAAUAUUGAUAUUAUACCCAAACAA
Molecule: messenger RNA, 213 nt
Organism: Cetraspora pellucida
Lineage: Eukaryota; Fungi; Glomeromycota; Glomeromycetes; Diversisporales; Gigasporaceae
Source: the annotation of a GenBank genome assembly